AUGAGGCACAAGUAUGUAGUGAAAUGGCAAAUGGUACUUGCAAACACAGAAGAAGUUAAGUGCUGCAGAAAAAAUUGCAAGGCAGUAAACAACUCAAACCCUGAAACCCCUGCUGUUUCUCUUCCCUCGAGCCCUCUCGAACUUCCUUCCCUUAGAUCUCACAUAGGGCUUGGUGUGACUGUGUGGAACACCAGGAGCUGGGCCAAAAUGCUUCACUGCUUCACGAGCCUUGGUCGACCCUCUCAAGAGAACCUAUUCCUUACUGUGUUUUGCCCAAGGGGUGCUUUAAGUGCAAGCUGGUCAAAGGUCAAGCAUUCACCACCGGCCUUUUCGAUUCGGGCUCUUGCGGUUUCAGUAAACCUCAAAGCAGUAACCUUUAGAGCAGGGACUUCAUGCACUCGAAUGUCAUCAGUAACAGUCCCGACAAGAACUGCAAUCUUUAAUCACCAGCACAGUGAAUUUUUGUUAGCCCAAAUUAUUUUUAUGAAAUUGGAAAACCAAACUGAAACAUAA
Molecule: messenger RNA, 513 nt
Organism: Striga asiatica
Lineage: Eukaryota; Viridiplantae; Streptophyta; Magnoliopsida; Lamiales; Orobanchaceae
Source: the annotation of a GenBank genome assembly